This is a messenger RNA of Ectocarpus siliculosus, 4041 nucleotides long. Lineage: Eukaryota; Phaeophyceae; Ectocarpales; Ectocarpaceae. The record is from the annotation of a GenBank genome assembly.
AUGUUUUUCAGGGCCCUGCGACCCAGCUUUUCACGUGUCAUAUGUGUUUCCGAACACAAAACCCGGGUGAUCUUCGUACUGCCGUUCGGAGUGCGGAAAAUCCAACCAAGUUUGACCACUUCUGCUCCACCUGUUGGCGAUCCGAGGAGCAGCUCGAGCGCCGAGGAGCUCACAACAGUCACGGUACUCUGGAAGAUCGCGCAGCAAGCCAGGCAACGGGAGGCGGUGGUGGUGGCAGCAGUGCAGGCGGGAGGGGCUUGCAGCGGACCCGUCGCGGAGGACGAGGACGAGGACGAGGACGAGGAAGAGGAGGACCUUGAGGAUGAGGAUGAACUGGAAGAGGCCACGGCUGGUGUUUGGCGAAAUGACAUCCUGCAAGUCGCGUUGGCUAGACACGCCAAGGCGGUACAAAGGUUUCUCCCGACAAUCGCUCCGGAUGGCCAACUGAUCCCUGCGAAGACGCCCGCCGCCGCCGCCGCCGCCGCCGCCGCCGCCGCCGCCGCCGCUGCAGCUGCCGCUACCGGCAAUUCGAAAGGGAAGGGGCCCGCCGCGAGGCACCCCUCACCCGCAGCGGUGGCUGCGGCAUUUAGAGAGAAGUUCCCGCAAGCACCAUUAUGUACACCUGUAGAAGGUGUUGAGGCUCGUGCGCGUGCAGCGAUGCACCCAACGGCAGCGACGGCGGCGAUGAGCAGAGCAGCGACGGACGGGGGAGCGGAUAUGGGCGAGCUCCUGCGAGAGGCGGCCAUGGCGGCCUUCGCUACCAUCCACGUGGCCGUCGCUCUCUAUGUGCACGAGGUGAAGACCAACGGAGGAGAAGUGGGAGUCAGGAUGAUUUGCCCAUCGUGCUUGACGAACGAGUUUGUUGAGACUCCAGGAGUGUCGGGGAAUGGCUUCCCCUCCGUGUCUAGUCAGAAGAUACGAGUGGCACACGACAUCCACGGAGUAGUGGUCCCCGUCUUCGGGAAGUAUCGGUGUAAGAACCCAGCGUGCGCUUUGAAUGUCCGGAGUGCUCGUCAAUCGGCAGAGAAGGCCGAAAAGAACGGGGGACCGAAGGCUAGCGAGAUCGUGUGGGACGAUGCUGCCGUUACGUCGCACUGCAAGAAUGGCGUCUCGUUCAACACAAUGGAUACUAGGUACAUGCAGUUGCUUCCUGCUGCGGUGGUGGCUAAACUACCGUACCGCUUCUUCAAGCAAAACGGCACGUCAGAAAGGCUGUUGGACAUGGUUUCCGCAACGGAGGGCGAUACGCCGGGUUUCCACCGGCUGCUAGUGGCACGCGAACAGGGACAAGAGCUGAGAGAUAUGCAGAGGUACAUCCGAUUCGCGGAGGAGGAGCAGGCUAGGGAGAGACGGAGUCGACUUGACGGGGAGUUCACCAAGUGGCCAGGAUGGAGAUUCAACCGCGGGACAUUGAUAUCGACACCGUCCGUCGCCGUCUUGAACACCAUCAACAAGGCUGCCCAUCUGCAGGACAGAGACCACAUGCUACGCGAGCUGAUUGCCCAGGUAGCGGGGGAGUUCGUCAACUCAGACGGAACAUUUCGCGCCGCCGGGAAGGUUAUGAAUGAGGCCCAGUGCCUGUAUUUCCUGAUGGGGGAGGAUGCCAAGAUUCUUGGGUACGGAGCCGUCAAGUCAGAGAGCGAGGAGGAGCUCACCCUUCUCUUCCAGAGGUACGCGGACAGGCGGAGGAAGAAGGGGACGUUGCAUGCUCUGCGGUGGCUCUACGACGAUCGCUGUUGCAGAGUUUGUAAAGACGUGACAAAGUACUAUGGGGUCCAAAUCUUCCCCCACGUGGAGCGCGCUCCACUUGCCGAUUCGUUCCACGCAACCCAGAAUCUGGCGGGUGCAACCACUUCGAAGUCGCACGAGCGAAGGGGAGUGUAUGCGAGGGGGGUGGGAGGAUCUGUCCGCAGCAAAUACAAGCCCGACGUAGACGCCAUAGUCGAGUACUUGAUGCGGGAAAACAAGAGGAUGACAAGGGCGGAGGCUGAGCGUAAGGCAGAAUCCAAGUCUAUGAGUCGGUAUGUCCGUACGGUUUCUCGUCCGAUAGAAGAGACGAUAGCUGAGGUUAGCGAGGUGGUGCGCUUGCACGCAAGGCUGGACGCGGAAGGACGGGAGAGGGGCGAGCUGCCGCUGCUGCAACCCGAGUUGCCGCCGGGGAAGAGAGGACCGCGUGGCGCACAGGCAGAGCUGAAUAGCCUCAUCUCUUGCCUCCGAAAGGGAUGCGGGCAAGACCCGUUGCCCGUGGAUAAAAUGGGCGAGCUGCCGCUGCUGCAACCCGAGUUGCCGCCGGGGAAGAGAGGACCGCGUGGCGCACAGGCAGAGCUGAAUAGCCUCAUCUCUUGCCUCCGAAAGGGAUGCGGGCAAGACCCGUUGCCCGUGGAUAAAAUGUACCUCCACGUUGGCACGGGGAAGAAGACGAAGCUCAAGCGGUACGUCAAGAAAGGAGGCACUGCCAAGAACGAGUCGUUCCACCGUAGCCUGAACGCAAUGACUUCGAGCGUUUCUCGGCUCGGGCCGGGCGUCUGCGAUCAGCGACUGCUGCAACUCGUUCACCGCUUCAACCUCGACAAAGACCGCAAGCUCGGCCGUGCAAGCAAGCACUCCACUUUGUGGGUUUGGAGGGAGCGGGACAUCAACGACGCAGCGAGAAAGUGCCUCGUCGCCGAACCUUUCCCGAAAGCGGGGCCCCGCCCGGAUGUGCAGCAAGAGGACUUGGACGCCGAGCCGAUGGGUUUUGAGUACGCCAAACGUCUGAGGGAAGACCGCUUGGGAGCCUGCCGACAAGCUGCCAUGCACAUGGUCGGAGUCGGCAGUGGGGCACCGGUGCCGGAAUCUGGUGUGAACAGUCCACCUCUGCGGUUGGCCACGGUACCAGAAACAGCGGUUCAGGGGGGGAGAGAUGCGGGAGGUGGUGAAGGGAGUGGAGCUGGCGCCUCUGGGGUUCACGGUCAGGAUUCCGGGGCGGGUAGUGCUGCAGGUUCUCGGGCGAGUGGUGCUGGGCGGACGAGCGGUGCUUCGAUCGCUGGGGUUGGAGCUCAGGGGUCUGGGGCGGGUAUUGCUGCGGGUGCUCGAGCGAGUGGUGCUGGGAUUGGAGCUCAGGAGUCUGGGGCAGGUAGUGCUGAUGGUGGUCGGGCGAGCAGUGAUACGGCCGAGCACGGCGCCGCCGGAGAGGGCGCCACCGGAAGAGCUUCGGAAAAUCUGGGCGGGGCAAGGAGAAGACCUAUGCGAAAGAAUACCGUCGAGGGGCAGCGGUGCUUCACUCCUCAAACCGAAGCAGAGGUGGCUUGCUGGUCUCAGGCGGUGGCUGAAACCAUUGGAGAGGGUGUAAGUCCCAGCAAGGUUGUCCCUAAGGCGGUCGACAAGUUCAACACGCAGUACUUCGUGCAGGCGUUUUCACCUGGUACAGGGCAGGGGAGGUUGCGCGGGCCUACUUCAGUGAGGCAGGCCGAGAAAAUGUCGAAGGAAAGGGCGUCUAGCAACCUCGCUACCUCGUUGGCCUCGGCAUCUGCAAGCUUGAACGAGGCCAACUCCAGUACGAGCGUGCGAAGUACGAAGAGGCGUAAACGUGGGGAUGUGGACGCUGCUAAGGCCCGAGUCGAGUCGGGGACGCCCUUGGAGCGCUCCGACAUCGACAAAAUCACGGACGUGCUGGCGAACGAGUACCUGAAAUCCAUGGGCCUGCCCACGUCUGGCAAGGUGGUGGACAAGCGCGAACGCCUACUGCAGUUAUUCGCCAAGAGCAAGCGGAUGGUGUAUACCCCCGAUGCUGUCGACGGCGGGGCAGGGGCGGCUCGGGCGGCGGCGGCAGCACCGGCGCCCGAGCUACCGCGGGCGGGCCAGGGGCGGGGGUGGCGGGCGGGACUGCUCGGGGAGCAUUGCUCGCUAUGGGUGGAGGACCGGGGGCGGCGGCCGGGGCGAAUCAGCAAGGGUUGCCCGCUGCCGGGGAAUCGAGCCGAACUGCUGAGGAGACAAAAAUCGACGUGGGAGACUAUCUCAACGCAGAGUUAUCUGCUCCAUCCCACGUUGCUGCUGCUGUGA